Molecule: messenger RNA, 1065 nt
Organism: Nannizzia gypsea CBS 118893
Lineage: Eukaryota; Fungi; Ascomycota; Eurotiomycetes; Onygenales; Arthrodermataceae
Product: S-adenosylmethionine:tRNA ribosyltransferase-isomerase
Exons: 1
Coding region: 1-1065 (354 amino acids)
Biological process (GO): tRNA wobble guanine modification; tRNA queuosine(34) biosynthetic process
Molecular function (GO): S-adenosylmethionine:tRNA ribosyltransferase-isomerase activity
Source: RefSeq, a predicted model, not a curated record
AUGAAGACCGUCGACUUUGAUUUCGAUGUUACCGCAAGGGUGAUGCCUGAUGACCCUGUUGAGCUGCGCGGUAAGAGUCGAGAGGAUGGAAAAAUGAUUGUGCUUGACCGCUCCGUGGAUGCGAUUAUACACUCGGGAUUCGCAUCCAUCUGCGAGUACUUUCGCCCUGGCGACCUCCUGGUGUUGAAUGAUAGUUACGUGCUCGCAAACGUCCUGUGGUUUAAGCACGGUGAUGAAACUACCCAUGUGGGCUUGUGUGGCCACGAACCCGACAAUACGACGGUCGUCGAUAUGUUCGGAUGGCCAGCAGCUGCAAAGGGGUUGAAACUGACGUCCAAGAAUAACGACAAGCUCACCUGUACCCUGCUGGAGCAGCUGCCCGACCAGCUCUGGAGAGCCAAAUUUGAACCGUUCGACCUAGUUAUACCGACACUAGUUGAAUUCGGACAGCGAAUUGACGAUAUAACUGACCCGAGUGUGACACUGUGGAGGUCAACCCCUCUAGCCUAUCGCUCUGUGUACGCCAAUAAACCUGGGUCAUUUAAUGUACCCUCAGCUGGGCUUCACUUCUCUGACAGACUGAUGGCUGAGGUUGUUGCCAAGGGAGUUGAGGUCGCUUACCUUACGCUGCAUGUUGGAGCAACGGAGACCUUUGCGGUUCGCCAUAUUAGCGAGGAGGAGAUCGAGAAUCACACGGUCCGGUCCGAGUACUUUGAGGUCGAAGAGAAAACAGCUGCACAGAUAAAUCGGGCCAUUACUGAGAACAGGCGUAUCAUCGCUGUGGGGACGACUGUUAUGAGAACACUGGAAUCACUGGCAGUCAAACAAGAGCCCAAAACUCCUAUCAAGGCUCAAUCAGGAUGGACAGAUCUAUAUAUCUUCCCCGGGUUUACGUUCAGGCUUGUGGACGUGCUGCUGACGAACCUCCACCAGCCACGGUCAAGCCAUAUCGUCCUUACCGCAGCCUUUGCUGGAAAAGAUCUUGUCAUGCGCAGUUACGCAGAGAUUCUUGAACGUGGUGGAUAUGAGUUUGAUAUGUUUGGUGACAGCAUGCUGAUCGUGUAG